CAUGUAGGAUAUAUAUCAGAAGUGAAAAAAUAUGCUCAUGUCCUCUAAACAAUUGUGCCAAAAAUUAACCGCUGGAAGAAGAAAGAGAGAGAUGGAUUUCUUGAGUUGUGUACUAUUAUGUCUUAUGGUUGCCUGGAUCAUAAUCCAAGCCCUCCAAUAUUCAUUUGCAAGAAGAAUUCCCACAAACCUUCCACCUGGACCAAAGCCAUUUCCUUUGAUUGGAAAUCUCCUAGAGCUUGGAAACAAACCCCACAUCUCUCUAACCAAGCUUUCAAAACGCUAUGGCCCCAUUAUGACUCUACAACUCGGCCAAAUAACAACAGUUGUAGUUUCUUCAUCCAUCGUCGCCAAACAAGUCCUCCAAACCUAUGACCGAUUCUUUUGCAACCGAACGAACGCAGAUGCACUCCAAGCCUGCAGCCAUGCCAAGCACGGCAUGCCCUUCAUACCCGUUUCAGCUAAAUGGAGAAACCUUCGCAGAAUAUGCAACUCCCAAUUGUUCGCCACCAAAGUUCUCAACGCCAACCAAGCCAACCGUCACCUAAAAGUGCAAGAGCUCAUAGCUGAUGUCAGCGAAAGCGUGGUUAAAGGUAAGGCAGUUGAAGUUGGAAGGGCUGCUUUCAUAACUACCCUCAAUUUGCUGUCACGUACUGUCUUCUCUGUGGAUCUAGCAGACCCGAAAAGUGAGACGGCUAGAGAGUUCAAGGAGUUGGUGUGGGGUAUCAUGGAAGAGGUCGGGAAACCAAACUUGGCUGACUAUUUUCCUGUGCUUAAGAAGAUUGAUCCCAUGGGGAUACGGCGCCGUUUGACCAAGCACUUCCGGAAGAUGAUUGACCUCUUUGACAGCUUGAUCUUCCAAAGGUUGGAAACAAGAAAAUCACAUGAUUAUGUCACAGCCAAUGAUAUGUUGGAUACUCUUAUAAACAUGAGUGAAGAGAAAAAUGAGGAUAUGGACAUUCCUGAAACUCAUCAUCUGUUUCUGGAUUUAUUUGUUGCGGCCACAGAAACAACUUCAGCCACAUUGGAAUGGGCAAUGGCUGAGCUACUAUGCAACCCGGAAAAACUGUCAAAAGCUCAAGAGGAGCUAGAACAAGUCAUUGGGAAAGGGAAACCAGUUGAGGAAACAGACAUUGCUCAACUUCCUUACUUACAAGCAAUAAUCAAAGAGACCUUUCGGCUGCACCCAGCUCUUCCAUUUCUUCUCCCCCGCAAAGCCGAAGCAGACCUGGAAAUCUGCGGGUAUUUUGUACCCAAGGGUGCACAAGUGUUGGUCAAUGCAUGGGCCAUAGGCAGAGACCCUGGCAUUUGGGACAACCCGGCCUCAUUUAUCCCAGAGAGGUUCCUGGGAUUGGAUAUGGAUGUCACUGGCGGAAGCUUUGAGCUUAUCCCGUUUGGUGGUGGGAGGAGAAUAUGUCCUGGCUUGCCCUUGGCAAUGAGAAUGUUGAACUUGAUGUUGGGUUCACUUCUUAACUCGUUCGAUAAUUGGAAGCUUGAAGAUGGAGUUGUACCGGAAAACAUGAACAUGGAAGAGAAGUUUGGCAUCACUUUGCAGAUGGCUCAACCUCUGAGAGCUGCUGCCAUGGCCGUGCCAUAAAAUAUCCUCCUAGCUAUUUGUUUUUACCUAAGUUCAUAUGUUGUGAAAUUGAAUAAA
Messenger RNA from Prunus mume (Japanese apricot), 1651 nucleotides. Lineage: Eukaryota; Viridiplantae; Streptophyta; Magnoliopsida; Rosales; Rosaceae. The record is from RefSeq and is a predicted model, not a curated record.